Scylla paramamosain (green mud crab) is the source of this 504-nucleotide messenger RNA. Its product is annotated as salivary glue protein Sgs-3-like. NCBI's taxonomy places the organism in Eukaryota, Metazoa, Arthropoda, Malacostraca, Decapoda, Portunidae. The record is from RefSeq and is a predicted model, not a curated record. The annotation marks the transcript as partial. The transcript has a single exon.
CACCACACUGUCACUCUAACACAGCAUCGCACUAUCACACCAGCACAGCACUACUAUGUCACACCAGUACAGCACCACACGGUCACACUACCACAGCACUGCACUGUCACACCACCACAGAACCACUCUGUCACACCAACACACCACCACAUUGUCACACCAGCACAGACCACACUGUUACACCAGCACACCACCACAGCACCACAUUGUCACACCAGUACAGCACCGCACUGUCACACCACCACAGCACCACACUGUCACGCCACCACAGUACCACUGUGUCACACCAGCACACCAGCACAACACCACUGUUACACCACCACAACACUACUCUGUCACACCAGCACACAUGUACAGCACCACUGUCACACCACCACAGUACCACUGUCACAGCAGUACAGCACCACUCUGUCACACCACCGCACCAACACAGCACCAGUUUGUCACACCAGCACAGCACCACACUGUCACACUAGCACAGCAGAACACCGGAACACAGAGGUG